UGCCAUGGGACAAUUUGUGAGACAUCAGGAACCCAGGGGUCCGUGAGCGGCUGGCGGCCCUUUGCCAGCCAAGAAGCGGCAGGGCCCUCCCACUCCAACGUCCACAGAGGCCACCCGGCACGUGGCCGUUGACAUGGUCCCAGCGACGAGACUUAGGUCGUACCAGGCGGGGAGGGCCUUUCUGUGUGGCUCUCCUGACCGGAUUCCCCACACCCCAUAUUCUCUGCUGGAGAUGGCACUAAUUGAUGCUUAUCCACACUGGCCACUGCUAGUCCACCCCCACACUCAUCGUAUCUUUCCAAUCGCGCUGCAGAGAACACCUGUGCCGCCAAGCUCGUCAUCCAUAUUGGUCAGCUGUCGAGACGUAAUAACCCAACCUCAACCCCACCCUUUCCUCUUUUCCUCUUCCUACAGACCAGCCACCCCGAAGCGCAAAAACACACCCCCACAGACGGGCCGCCAUGGCUUUCACCAUCACCACUACCACCGCCCCAGGCGAGCAGUCUCAAGCAGAAGGGGGGCACGACGCCCCGCGAGAAAGCCAAUGCCGCAGGGCCCUUCAUCCAACGCAACUAUCGCGCCAACCGAGCCCGCCGCAAACUGGGCGGUCUGAAUCUCGAGCGUCCGAUGGGCAGCCGGAAUUUCGACUACUUUCGUAAGGCUAAGAAAGCCCGUACUGAGCAAGCGGCGACCGAUGGCAGCGAACAGUAGCAGCAACAAAGGAGGAACCCAGGCAAGCACGAUGAAACAAUGGACAGCUCGGCACGGUGGUCGGACACCGACUAGCGCAUGCGCUAGG
Molecule: messenger RNA, 799 nt
Organism: Tilletiaria anomala UBC 951
Lineage: Eukaryota; Fungi; Basidiomycota; Exobasidiomycetes; Georgefischeriales; Tilletiariaceae
Exons: 1
Coding region: 134-613 (159 amino acids)
Source: RefSeq, a predicted model, not a curated record